AUGGCGUCCCCUUACCGUGGGGCAGAUUCUGGAGAUGUUCCCACCCCGAAGCCGAAGAUAUCAACUUCUUGUCGCUCGGUAUCAGAGUCUUUAAACCAAGUCGGUUCGAAUUCGAAACAACCUUCAAGUAUAGGUUCUCCAGUGUUGUCAGCAAAUACGGACCCUCUUUCGCCAGAUGCGGCUGACCGGGUUUUUCCUAUACGCUCGGUGGUUGCUGUUGAUACUACUCGACAAGCCCCUGGACGAUCAGAAUCUCCUUUGGGAUCGGAAAGAAGUUUCGGUUUAAUAUCGCCGCCAGACCCUGCGACUGUUCUUAGUAGUGAUGCAGGAAGCGUGCGUAGUGCCCGCGAGAGCAUCGCAUCUAUUCUUUCGGCCGGUCAAACUCUUCCUCCGGCGCAGAAUGCUGGAGCAGAAGAAGGUUUCUUAACUCAAAGGUUUUCGUACCAACAUACAUCAGAUGGGCACAUGGUUGUCACCGGUAUCGCAGGGGCGGAAACUUUGCAAAGAUGCGAGGAUGAACCCAUACACUGUCCGGGUGCAGUUCAAGGGUUUGGGGCGCUUAUAGUUCUCAAGCAGGAUCCGAAGGACGACUCAAAACUGGUUGUUCGAAUCGCCAGCGAGAAUACGGGAAUGAUUGUUGGAUACUCACCAAGAAUACUGUUUGGACUUCCUUCAUUCACCAGGAUUCUCUCCGACGAACAGGCCGAAAAUCUCCUGGACCAUAUUGAUUUUACUAGAGAAGGAGCGGAUGACUUGGCGCAGAACGGCCCUGAAGUAUUUUCACUCAUCGUCACAGGGCGGGAUGCUCUCCAGAUAAAACUGUGGUGUGCUGCCCACAUUGCUACCCACGAUCCAAGCCUCAUUAUUUGCGAAUUCGAACUUGAAGAUGAUCAGAUCUUCCCGAUUGCCGCCGCGGAUGACGAACGACCACCUCCAGCAGAAAAUACCCUCGACUCCGACCCAACAGAAGAGGAGCUUUUAGAGUCGACAACCAGCCUUAGUAAGCCAUUGCGGGUUCUACGCCACGCUAGACGGCGUCGAGGUGAAGCUGCGGCCAUGGAAGUCUUCAAUAUUUUGUCACAAAUCCAGGAACAACUAGCAUCGGCUCCUGAUUUGACCAAAUUCUUGAGAGUGUUAGUCGGUGUAGUCAAGGAGCUUACCGGAUUCCACAGAGUCAUGAUAUACCAGUUCGACGAGGCUUGGAACGGCAAAGUCGUAUCAGAACUUGUGGAUUAUCGAGCAACGAAAGAUUUAUACAAAGGGUUAAACUUUCCAGCAAGCGAUAUACCAAAACAGGCGCGAGAGCUUUACCGGUUAAACAAAGUCAGACUACUAUAUGACCGGGACCAGGUUACAGCUCGACUUGUCUGUCGAACAGCAGAGGAUUUGGAGGUCCCGUUAGACAUGACCCACACUUACCUUCGAGCGAUGUCUCCAAUCCACAUUAAAUACCUCUCCAACAUGGCUGUACGUGCGUCGAUGUCAAUCAGCAUCACAGCAUUUAAUGAGCUCUGGGGAUUAAUAUCCUGCCAUACUUACGGGAAUAGAGGUAUGAGGGUGGCAUUCCCUAUAAGGAAACUCUGUCGUCUCAUUGGAGAGACCGCAAGUCGAAAUAUUGAGAGGCUAUCAUAUGCGUCCCGACUGCAAGCAAGGAAACUCAUCAAUACUGUGCCCACGGAGGCCAAUCCUUCCGGAUAUAUCGUUGCCUCGUCAGAUGACCUACUAAAGCUUUUUGACGCAGACUUCGGGUUAUUAUCAAUCCGCGACGAAACGAAAGUUCUCGGGCAUCUAGAAGAUACACAGGAGGCUUUAGCUUUGGUGGAAUACUUCAGAAUCAAGUCAUUUACAUCUGUAAUAACGAGCCAACAGCUAUUGAGUACGUUUCCGGAUUUAAAAUACCCUCCUGGAUUUAAAACCAUUGCUGGUGCUCUCCUUGUUCCCUUAAGUGGUGCUGGAAAAGACUUUAUUGUUUUUUUCAGGAAAGGCCAGCUACGACAUGUCCACUGGGCCGGCAAUCCGUACGAAAAGACUCUCAAGGCGGGUACUUCUGGACUCUUAGAACCACGGAAAAGCUUUAAAAUUUGGAGCGAGACGAUAGUUGGUAAGAGCAAGGAGUGGACCGACGACGAAGUUGAAACCGCGGCUGUAUUAUGCCUCGUCUAUGGAAAAUUCAUUGAGGUUUGGAGACAAAAAGAGGCAGCACUUCAAACCAGCCAACUUACAAGAAUUCUGCUCGCAAAUGCCUCACACGAAGUCCGAACUCCGUUGAAUGCGAUUAUAAACUACCUCGAAAUAGCCCUAGAAGGCCCACUUGAUACCGAAACUCGCGAGAAUUUAUCCCGGUCACACUCCGCUUCUAAAUCUCUUAUCUACGUCAUCAACGACCUACUUGAUUUGACAAGAACGGAAGAGGGACAUAAUCUAAUAAAAUUCGAGGUUUUCGAUCUUUCCUCAACUGUGCGCGAAGCCGCGGAUGCCUUCAAAAGCGACGCUGCGAGGAAAGGAAUUGAUUUUGAAGUCAUUGAAUACCCUGGACUUCCCCAAUUUAUUAAAGGUGACCAAUCUAAACUACGGCAGGCCGUUGCAAACUUGGCGGCGAACGCAAUUUCUCAUACAAGUACAGGCGGUGUAAAGGUGGAACUUUGGCUUUCCAGCAUAGUGGAAAACCGUUGCGAUAUCGAAAUUGCAGUCCAAGACACCGGAGUUGGGAUGUCCCCAAAGAAACUCGACAAAUUAUUCCGAGAAUUAGAACAAGUACAAAGUGAUAUGGAUUAUGAAGACGGCGGGUCAGAUCUUCUUAGUCCAGGCCCUGCCACAUCAACGGAAUCCCAGUUUGAGAAAGAGAAUAUCUUAGGUCUGGGCCUUGCCAUCGUGGCCAGGAUUAUCCGCAACAUGAACGGACAAUUGCGCUUGAAAUCAGAAGAAGGGAAAGGGUCUCGAUUUUCUAUUCAAAUGCCCUUUACCAUACCUGAUGCCACCCCCAUAGCCCCAGGAGAUAACAGAUCACCAAUUUCAUCACCCGCUGGCCCGAGGACACCGCAUCUCGAGAACGACCCUUCUGAGCGGACUCUGGUCCGGAAGGAUCGCUCAAGAAGUCGACCAGCUUCAGCUGCCAUGCCUGCGGUUAUGCGCCGACACAGCGACGACAGUAUGCAUUCGAACAACAGUAUGAACAGCUUCAGGAGUGGGAAUAGUAAUAAAAGUGAGGUGGAUAGGUUACUAGAAAGUUUUUCUGGUUCUCCACUUGCUCAAACCCCCAUUACGGAAGAGAAAAGGUUGGUUUCGGGCCCCAGUAGAUCUGGCAGGUUGUCAGCUGGUUCUGCGAAAGAACUAUCUCCACCGCCAAAUACAGUUCUCGCCAGUACGAUCACAAAACCUGGGCUGGAACCUGUCACUGAUACAAAAACGCCGCUCAAAGCCGUCCGCAUUGAUGAAGGAGAUUCUCAGCUAGAUAUUGGAGAUACUCAAGCAGAUGUAAAGGUUGCUACGGGGUCUGCUCCAGUUUGUCCCCAAAGGGAUACAAGUCAGCCAUCUGCAUCCGGCAAUACGUACGAGACUCAACGGCAGAAUGGUGAGGAUCCGGACCAAAAGGAAUUCCAUGUCUUAGUUGCAGAAGACGACCUCGUCAAUAGCAGGAUCAUCAAGAAAAGGCUUGAAAAGCUCGGCCAUCGAGUCACCCUUACUGUGAAUGGGGAGGAAUGCGCGGCUGUCUUUGCGGAACGAGGCACUGAUUUUGAUGCUGUCUUGAUGGAUAUACAAAUGCCUAUCAUGGAUGGCUACGCUUCUACUAAAACUAUUCGGAAAAGUGAAACUGAAGGCAAUAGUGAUGCCCUUCCAGACACACAUAAGCUGAAUGGAAGAAUACCAAUAGUUGCCGUUUCAGCCUCCUUAUUAGAAAAGGAGCGGCAAAUGUACAUUGAUUGUGGCUUCGAUGGGUGGAUACUUAAACCCGUCGACUUCAAACGCCUAAAUACUUUAAUGGAUGGUAUAGUUAACCCAGAAACCCGAUUGACCUGCCUCUACACACCUGGGCAAUGGGAACGAGGCGGUUGGUUCGGUGGCUGCCCAUCGUCUUAG
Messenger RNA from Orbilia oligospora ATCC 24927, 4077 nucleotides. RefSeq lists its product as uncharacterized. The transcript is spliced from 5 exons. Gene Ontology annotation, molecular function: protein binding; phosphorelay sensor kinase activity. The coding region runs from base 1 to 4077 and encodes 1358 amino acids. NCBI's taxonomy places the organism in Eukaryota, Fungi, Ascomycota, Orbiliomycetes, Orbiliales, Orbiliaceae. Gene Ontology annotation, biological process: phosphorylation; detection of visible light; regulation of DNA-templated transcription. The record is from RefSeq and is a predicted model, not a curated record.